Molecule: messenger RNA, 1946 nt
Organism: Limulus polyphemus (Atlantic horseshoe crab)
Lineage: Eukaryota; Metazoa; Arthropoda; Merostomata; Xiphosura; Limulidae
Product: diencephalon/mesencephalon homeobox protein 1-like
Exons: 6
Coding region: 456-1484 (342 amino acids)
Biological process (GO): regulation of transcription by RNA polymerase II
Molecular function (GO): DNA-binding transcription factor activity, RNA polymerase II-specific; RNA polymerase II transcription regulatory region sequence-specific DNA binding
Source: RefSeq, a predicted model, not a curated record
ACUUUACGGAAACUAUCGAAUUAACACUUUUCAGUUUGGAGAGUGUUAGACAUUCACACCUACCACCGUAACAUCUGUGCAGACAUGACUCCCUGUAGACAGAACAGUAUUCUCUUACCUCUAGGUUCGCUGCUAGCACCGGAAAUUGGACUCUUUUAGUUGUUGCCGUACUUCGUCACUUGAUGAGUAAACCUGGUGCCACUUCUUUCUAUCGUUUUGAACCUUUUACCAAGCAACUAAGUGUCAUUCACUUGGAGUAUGGGUGUUUAGAAGUAAUGUUAGACAUUAUGUAGGCAAAGAGUAAUAACGAUCUACAACAAGCUUCAGAUCAAAUACAUAUCUGAAUAGGUUACUCCUGCAGUAAUUCGAGGAACCAGAAAAAGAGUAAACGGAAAUAAAGGGCUCAUGUUUAAAGCUACUCAGUUGAUUAACCAAAUCACAGCGUUCACGAUCUAAUGACUGACUAUCAGUCCUUAUCCACAAGAGUAUUGCCAUCUUGGAUACAUCACCACGACCUACCUCAGCUUGGACCAACUUCUCCACCAUUAACAGUUUUCCCAUACUGCAGUCACUGGUUAUCUUGGAACCAGCUUCCUGACCUGUGCUCGAUCUCUUACUCGGCAGCACUCUCCCGGAAACAGCGGAGAAGCAGAACUGCUUUCACCCAUCAACAGUUAGGAACUCUCGAGAGAACGUUUUCCAAAACUCAGUACCCGGAUGUGGUGACACGAGAGCGCUUAGCUUUAUGCACCAAUCUCCCCGAGGCUCGAAUACAAGUUUGGUUCAAAAAUCGGCGCGCCAAAUACCGCAAACAACUUAAAGCAAAUACUCAAGACAUCUCUGAAUCUGACAAAGGAAGCAGUGACACAAACCGAGUAGAAAGGGAAACUUCGGGUUCUGUCGGCCAAGAAGCGGAGAUUAGCGAAGCUUCCGAUUAUUCUACGUAUGCUUUGCGCACCGCGAAAGCUUCUAGUUUGGAUAACGCAAAUGAAAAAUUAAAAGCGAAAGUCAGUGACGGAAAAAUGGAUGCUUUGCAUCAAAGUGAUGAGGAAGAAACACCUACCAGCAAAGAAGAGAAAAAUGUCACACCUGAAGAGACCAAAGAAAAGAAUAAGAAAAAAUACAGUGAUACUGAGCUAAAUGCUGUGAAAAUAUCUUCUGUUAUGUGCCCAACUCCAGCAAGUCUUCUACUGUCUUCUCAAACAGCAGCUUCUAGCUAUCAAGGUCCGAGCUGCCCUCUGUCGACAAGAUUUCCAUCGGUAUGGGAACUCCCAUCUCCAUCUUGGCCUAGCAGCUUUACUGGUUUACAUACAUCAAGAAACUCAGUAAGCUGUGGAGCCACUUGGCCGUAUACCUUACCAGUUAGAUUACAGCCAGCACCUGCUUCUGGUACUUGUUGGUCAAGCUUUGGCAACAAUUCAUCGUCCAACUUUGAUUCAACUGUUUUUAGAUUAUCUACUCAUAGUCGUAACUCAUCAAGUUAAUCUUCUCCAGAUGUGAAAUCUUUACAUGCAUAUUACCCCAUAGACGCUUAUACUUAGAAUGAAAUUUCAAUACUGAAUUCAGUGUAUAGAAUAAAAUGAUGGCAUAUACCUUGGCACCUCUAGUGAAAUUACAACAUUAUAGUUGUUUAAAAACAGUCAUCCCGAUAUAAACAUUGUAUUUAGAAUGAAAUUGCAGUGUGUAAUCUGAGGCAGAAAUGUCAACAUUCAACAUGGAGUCUACACGAACUAUACACAGCAAGGAUUUUGAAAUUCAAAAUGAAGACACAAAAACGAAUAAACGACUGAAGCAGAGUCUUGGUAAGAGGUCCUCAAGUUGAAUUUAACAUACAAUAUUGAGAAGCAACGUGGAUCCCAACACUUAUAUAUAUAGAUUUAGUAUUUACCAAUAACUCAUACUUCAUUUGCGUACAAGCGUUUUGAAAUUGUUCACUGUAACAAGCA